Molecule: messenger RNA, 483 nt
Organism: Chenopodium quinoa (quinoa)
Lineage: Eukaryota; Viridiplantae; Streptophyta; Magnoliopsida; Caryophyllales; Amaranthaceae
Product: serine/threonine-protein kinase WNK8-like
Exons: 2
Coding region: 1-483 (160 amino acids)
Biological process (GO): protein phosphorylation; intracellular signal transduction
Cellular component (GO): cytoplasm
Molecular function (GO): ATP binding; protein serine/threonine kinase activity
Source: RefSeq, a predicted model, not a curated record
AUGUCCAAUGUUACGUUUGGUCGUGACCCAUUUACUUUAGAGAUGUUUCAUACAGGUAAUGUCCAAUAUCUAUUUGUUACUGCUGUAAUCAAGGAUUGGUGUCGACAGAUUCUAAGCGCUUUACAUUAUCUUCACAGUCAGAACAUUAUACACCUUGAUGUGAAUGUUGAUAAUAUUGUUGUUGAUGAGGACUCAGGCAUGGUUAAGCUAGCAGAUUUUGGUGUCGCGGUGUAUAAAGAACCGAGUAAUGUUUACAAUACUACUGCUGGUGCACCAAAGUACAGGGCACCAGAGUACAGGGCACCUGAGGUUUUUAGCUGUAAGUUUAAUCAUUUGGCUGAUAUACACUCUUUUGGGAUGACUGUACUACAGUUGGUGAGUUGCAAAAAGAUAUACAACGAAUACAAGAAGUUGGCUGACAUUGAUGAUGCAUUUCAGUCCGGUGUUAUGCAUGUUGCACUGGGAGAAGUGACAGACCCUUAA